This is a messenger RNA of Haliaeetus leucocephalus (bald eagle), 2856 nucleotides long. It is a transcript of the gene ACR, whose product is annotated as acrosin. The transcript is spliced from 5 exons. The record is from RefSeq and is a predicted model, not a curated record. Gene Ontology annotation, biological process: proteolysis; acrosome reaction. Gene Ontology annotation, molecular function: serine-type endopeptidase activity. The coding region runs from base 1746 to 2777 and encodes 343 amino acids. Lineage: Eukaryota; Metazoa; Chordata; Aves; Accipitriformes; Accipitridae.
UCCCCCACCGGGUACAGAGUGGGGCCACACAGAAAAGGGUUUGGAAUCACUCUCAAAAAGAAGGUAGGACGUACUGUGGUGACUAGGUGCAGGGCUCGGUCAAACAAACAAACCAGCCAGCAGUUUGCUUCUGUGUGACUAGCUCCUUGAUCCCCCUUCUCUCCAGUUCCCGUGCUUGGACAUCCCCCUCAUCCUCCUUGACUCCCCCUUUCUCCGCCCUUGUCUCCUCCCAGUCAAGGGACCUACCCCCGGGUUAUUUUUUCCCCCUUGCUCCCAGGCUUGCUACAUCUGUGGGCAGAUUUGGUGUUUCGGGUGCUCGGUCACCUUGGACUUCCAUGGCAUUACCGAUGCGGUUUCCUGGGUACUGCUGUCCCUGCCAGAUUCCUCUCCCCAAAAUGACCCCAACUCUUCCCUCAAUUAUCUGUGAAGUGUGGCCACCUCUCACAUCAAUCCGCCUUAACCACCUGCGAAAUCUGGUACUGGAAUAGCAGAGUAUCCACAGAAGACAAGUUUUCUUCUCUAAGGCCUUCUGUCUGCUCUAAGCAGAUAUGGGGCACUACCUUGAGGUCAAUUUUCAAAAAACAAAGCAGGCUUGAGUCCAGUUUGUUUGGGGCCCCAUUCUGGUGCCUGUGAAGUCAUGCUAUGCCUCAAGUGCCUUGAGAGCAGCUCUUCCACUUUCUGACAGAGCCUGCCCUGUCAUCCUAGGGCCCAGGUUGGCACUCAGUUGUGUGCCUUAUGUCUAUCCACACAAGCCAGGAUGGCAGCAGGAAGCUCCUGCACCUUUCACGAGCUCUGAGGCUGCCGUUCUCCAAGCCACUGCUCUCUACCCUCUGGGGACCUAGUCCUGCUCAGCAAAUGCAACGCACGUGGCUGGCACCUGCUUGUCUCCCGUGACUGCCCUACAUUCCAGCGUGUGAGCAAAGCAGCACCAUACAGCUGUAGAAGGCAAACUGAUGAGAUGCGGCUGAUACAGGAUUUACCAAAGCCAUGGAGAAUGGCAUGUGUGCCUGAAAGCAGGAGCAUCCUUCUCUGUCUAGAGCUUCGAAUUGCAUGUCUUUGGCCACGCAGACGAGGUGCCACCGCUGCCCUUGUCAGCGUUGGCCCAGAACAGCAAUGUAACUCCUAGACAGCAAGGACAUGCAGCCUGCCAGAGGGUGUUGCUGUGGCUGACACAGUCAGCGUGGACUGUGCUGCAUCUGUGUUUCACUGUGCUUUGUGCAGGAAGGUUGACACUGCUUGGGUAUGCUUGGCUUAUUUGGCUUGCACAUCACUGCUUGCCUGCCGCGGCUGUAACCAGAUUGGCUCUUCAACACCCAAACACGUGCAUACUGCCUGGAGUAGUUAUGUUCUCUGGUGUAUGUUUUUGGGGAAGGAGCUGGUGGCAAACGGCUGCAGAGAGCAGGGUGGCAGUGAACUAUGAUGCCACACUCGUGUUUUUCCUGCUAGCUGUUAGCAGGCAGCGCUCAGAGUCAGGCGCUGCUGCCUGCCCCAGGGCCUGCACCCCCUCAACCCGCAAGCAGAGCAUUCAGCGAGGGUCCCUCGGGGGUGUCCGAUCCCAGCUUCUGCCUCCCCUCCUGCUUGGAACCCCCAUGCUGCCUCCCCCUGCCCGUGCCCAGCACUCGGAACCAGCGACUCUGUGACAUCAGCACUGGGGCCAAGGGUACCGCGGGCAACGUGAGCACCGCGGGCACUACUGGUAGCAACAAGCCCUCGGUUCUUGCAGCUGCCACGUGCCGCUGGCAGCGAUGAAUUUGCUCCCCCUCCUCGUCCUGCUGGCCGUGUGCCGGCCUGCGCACGGCACGUGGGACAACUGUGGCGGGACCUGCGGGCUCCGGCCCAUGGCUUCUCACUACGGCAUGUCGCGCGUCGUGGGUGGCACAGAUGCCCAGCCGGGGGCCUGGCCCUGGAUCGUCAGCAUCCAGGAUCCCUGGAAAAUAGGCACGGGGCAUAUAUGCGGAGGGUCCCUCAUCAGCCCGCAGUGGGUCCUCACGGCAGCUCACUGCUUCAUUGAGGCCAGCUAUGUCACGAUGUGGCGCGUGGUGAUCGGAGCCACCCAGCUGACUCAGCUGGGCCCUGAGGCCCAAGUGCGCAAUAUUAAGCGGCUGCUGGUUCACGAACGCUAUAGUAACAUCUCGGAGAGGAACGACAUUGCGUUGCUGGAAUUGGACCAGCCUGUCCAGUGCAGCUACUACAUACAGCUUGCCUGUGUGCCCGACGCCUCGCUGAGAGUGUCAGAGCUGACCACCUGCUACGUCAGUGGCUGGGGUUCCACGACCGCCAGAUCUGGAAGAUCAGCUGAUGUCCUGCAGGAGGCCAAGGUCCACCUCAUUGACAUCAACCUCUGUAACAGCACCCGGUGGUAUAGAGGGGCCAUCCACACCCACAACUUGUGCGCUGGCUAUCCGCAGGGUGGCAUCGACACCUGCCAGGGCGACAGCGGUGGCCCUCUCGUGUGCAAAGAUAACACCUAUGACUACUUCUGGCUUGUUGGAGUGACCAGCUGGGGGAAAGGCUGUGCAAGAGCAAAACGGCCCGGAGUCUACACCUCCACUCAGCACUUUUACGACUGGAUCCUGGUACAGAUGGGACUGCGCCCAGCAGGAACAUCUACUCCAACACCACGGCCAGUGUUCACCUCAACCCCCUUUCAGAGGCCAAAGCCAAUACCAACACAAUCGGGCAGGUUUACACCCUGCCCAUUUCCACGCCAGAAGCUGGUGGAAUUCUUUAACCUGCUGCAGGAGCUCCUGCAGGUCCUAAGGGGAAAAAAGGCUUGAGCAGCAGGGUGAACAGGAUCCAGUGCAGGCUGCAGUGUACCACGACCUUUUCCUUCUGCCGCAAUGCCUGCUGAUCCAA